Messenger RNA from Aquila chrysaetos chrysaetos, 2001 nucleotides. It is a transcript of the gene NEU2, whose product is annotated as neuraminidase 2. Gene Ontology annotation, cellular component: membrane; cytoplasm; lysosome. The coding region runs from base 585 to 1859 and encodes 424 amino acids. The record is from RefSeq and is a predicted model, not a curated record. Lineage: Eukaryota; Metazoa; Chordata; Aves; Accipitriformes; Accipitridae. The transcript is spliced from 4 exons. Gene Ontology annotation, biological process: oligosaccharide catabolic process; ganglioside catabolic process. Gene Ontology annotation, molecular function: exo-alpha-sialidase activity.
AAUAUGUCAGAUUAUCACAGCACCGUCACCUGCUGGUUAUAACCAUUUUCUGGAUUCUUUUAGCAAACUUUCCCAGAGCUCAGGAGCACUCUGAGAGGAAGCACUGGGAGUCCGCAUGCUGGGACCAGAGGAACUUUCCCCUCAGUGCAAGGGGACAAGAGGGCCAAGAAAUAAGACACAUGCUGAACUGUAUAACCAUUAGAAACAACAGCUGUUCCACAGUGCUGUCAAUCCAUGCAGGUAGAAAUAUGCUGUUUAAUUACUAUGAUAAUAAUAGUCUUUCCCUAGUGCUCGUCCAGCUCAUGUGGAACCUCCCCUUAUAUGCAAAACAGGUUUGCUAUUUAAAUGUCAGCUUGUGUAUACAUGUCAGCUGCUAGCUUCUCUUGGGGAUCUGAGACAGCUGACACUGUUGCCAAUAUAAAUUUUGCAGGUUGGAGACUAACUGGUAAGACUGUGGUGAGCCUCCCUUUUGUCUAACCCAAUAGGAGUGCUUUCUGGGUUUUGUUUUUUUCCCUUUGACGUGACUUCCAGGAGACACAGAGUGAAAGAGUCACUUUUCUUGGAGACGGUUAAAGCGAAUAAACAUGCAAGGGCUCAUCCUGCUCUAUCGACAAGUCCACGUGAGCUGCCUUGAAGGACAGAAGUGGAAGGAACAAGUACCCUCUCCUGGUGUCUACCAGCACCUCUCCCUUACUGCAACUUGGGCUUCUUCCAGCAUGAUGGCUUCGUUUCCUGUCUUGAAGCAAGAGACAUUGUUCCGGAAUGGUACCUGGAGCUAUCGAAUUCCAGCCCUGCUCUACCUGCCACGUUUCAGCAUCAUCCUGGCAUUUGCUGAGGAACGAGAGGAUGUGGUGGAUGAACAUGCCAAGCUAAUAGCAAUACGCAGAGGCAUGUAUGACCCAACGACACACCAUGUUCAGUGGAAUAGCAUGGAGACCAUUGUCAGUGCACAGCUGAAAGACCACCGAUCUAUGAACCCAUGUCCUGUUUAUGAUGAGGUCUCAGGGAAGCUGAUCCUGUUCUUCAUAGCUGUCCCAGGAAAGAUCUCUGAGCAGCAUCAGCUCAGGACAAAGAUCAACCUGGUACGUCUCUGCUACGUCACUAGCAUGGACCAAGGACGUACCUGGAGCACUGCCCAGGAUGUCACCGAUGGUACCAUUAGCACUGAGUACAAGAACUGGGCCACUUUUGCAGUGGGGCCGGGUCAUGGAUUACAACUGCUCAACGAGGCCCGGAGCCUCGUGAUUCCUGCAUAUGCCUAUCGUAUCUUGGACCCUAAGCAACACCCCACCCCUCAUGCCUUCUGCUUCAUCAGCUCUGACCAUGGGACAACAUGGGAGUUGGGGAACUUCGUGGGGGAGGAGAGCGCAGUGGAGUGCCAGGUAGCAGAGGUGCACACCUGUGGCAGGAAGGUCCUCUACUGCAAUGCAAGGAGCAGUAGGGGAGCCAGAAUCCAGGCUGUCAGCUACAAUCACGGGGUGGACUUUGAGGGAGGCCAGCGGGUUGAAAUGCUAGUAGAACCUCCCUCUGGAUGUCAUGGAAGUGUUACUGCCUUCCCACCUCCCCCUGAUGCUAGAUGCCAAGACAGUUGGUUGCUCUACGCUCAUCCCACAGACCCAAAGGGUCGAAGAGAUUUAGGAAUUUACCUCAACAAAAGCCCUUUAAAUCCAACACACUGGACAAAACCAAGCAUCCUCUUUAAGGGCCUGUGUGCUUAUUCGGAUUUGCAGUACAUGGGGGUUGGGCCAGAUGGGUCACCCUUGUUCUCCUGCCUCUUUGAAUAUGGGACCCACCAACAAUGUGAAGAGAUAAUCUUUGUAAUGUUCACUUUGAAGCAAGCCUUUCCAUCAGAGUGCUGAGUCUUGAGCCUUUCCAUCAGCAUCCCUCUGGAAAUGACCUUUGCUAAUGCUUCUUUUCAUUGUCACUUCUCAUCUUUCAGCAGAAGGUUUUUUUGUACUCCUCCUGCACCCUUAGUUUGGCAUUGGCUUGUGGCAUCUAGAU